Messenger RNA from Stegastes partitus (bicolor damselfish), 7886 nucleotides. RefSeq names its product MCF.2 cell line derived transforming sequence-like 2 (gene mcf2l2). Bases 298 to 3882 code for a protein of 1194 amino acids. The transcript has 34 exons. Gene Ontology annotation, biological process: intracellular signal transduction. The record is from RefSeq and is a predicted model, not a curated record. Gene Ontology annotation, molecular function: protein binding; guanyl-nucleotide exchange factor activity. Lineage: Eukaryota; Metazoa; Chordata; Actinopteri; Pomacentridae. Gene Ontology annotation, cellular component: cytoplasm.
CACAGACGCAUGUAACAACUACACAAACAGUUCCGGCCGUCUGCUCCGGCUGGGACACAGUGUUUGUGUGAAAUGCGAGAAAAGGCAGAGAGCCUGAGAUCUGCUGGUGUGGAACAGCCUGAGCUGAUGGUGGUGGUGGAGAAGCAGCUGCUGCCGACAGACCGGACCUUUGAAGCUGGAUGUUGUCCUCACUGCUUCUGGAGACGAUGAGAACACAUCAUUUAAUGGGAUUACUGCUUUUUCUGGGCGGAUUUACAUUUACUCCUGUUUGUGUGCUCGAGCCGGGACGGUGUUAAGAUGAAGAGGGCCAAACACGUUAUAGAUGAGAUCAUGCAGCAGGAGAUCAGGCCCCUGCUGGCCGUGGACAUCAUAGAGCAGCUUCAUCGCCAGUUUGCCUUGCUUUCAGGGGGGCGAGGGAAAGAUGGCGCCCCCAUCAUCACCUUCCCAGAGUACUCAGGCUUCAGUGAAGUGCCAGAGGAAGAUUUCCUCAAUGUAGUUACUUACCUGACCAGCAUCCCCAGCCUGGAUGCUGCCAGUAUCGGCUUCGUCAUCAUUAUCGACCGGCGGAAGGACAAAUGGAGCUCAGUGAAGGCCUCUCUCUCCAGGAUCGCUGGUGCGUUCCCAGGAAACCUGCAGCUCGUUCUGGUGCUGAGGCCGUCCAGGUUCUUCCAGAGGGCCAUAGCAGACCUGGGGAUCAAGCUGCACAAGGAUGACUUUAAAAUGAAGAUUGUGAUGCUGAACUCGCUGUCCGACCUCCAUGGCUAUGUGGAUAAAGGCCAGCUGACGCGGGAGCUCGGAGGAAGCCUGGAGUACUGUCACAGUCAGUGGAUCCACCACCGAACUGCCAUAGAGAACUUCGCCUUGACAGUAAAAACCACAGCCCAGAUGUUACAGAAGUUUGGGACGGACCUGGCAGAGACCGAGCUACCCAAUGACGUCCAGUGCACCAAAGACCUGCUCACCGCACACACCGACAAACACAACAACCUCAAGGAUGAGCUGAAGCUGGCUUUGAGGCAGGGCACCACCUUGUUCAGCUGCAUCAAGGAGCAGGCGGCCAAGUCAGAGAACCAUGAACUCAACCCAGAUGAGAUGGAGAACCAAACCACAGUGGAAAGGCUCCUCGCCCAGCUGGAUGAAACAGAGAACGCCUUUGAACAGUUCUGGUGUAAACACCAUCUGAAACUGGAGCAGUGCCUGCAGCUACGCCACUUUGAACAGGACUUCAGAGAGGUCAAAGUGUCUCUGGACGGUCUGAUCGAGGCUCUGAACAGCCUGGUGGAUAUCGGGGACUGUGUGGCCAGAGUUGAACACCUGCUGAAGGACCUGAAAACACUGGAGGAGAAGGCUCAGCCCACGGUAGAGAAGGCCCAGCUCCACGCUCUGCACGGCGACCAGCUCAUCCAGAGCAACCACUACGCCGUGGACUCCAUUCGACCCAAAUGUGUGGAGCUCCGGAGAGUCUGCGACGACUUCAGCAACGAGUCCAAGAAAAAGACGGAUGUCUUGACCAAGUCGUUGCAGAUACACAUGGGCAUUGAUAAGGUGAACCAGUGGUGUGAGUCUGGCAUCUACCUGCUGGCGUCCCAGGCCGUGGACAAAUGUCAGUCACAGGAAGGAGCAGAAUCAGCCCUGACUGACAUCGAAAACUUUCUGGAUUCAGCAGAAAAGAACCAACUGACUGAACUGAGGAACCUCCACAACCAGUAUGAGGUCAUCCUGUCAGAGGAGAUCAAGGGUAGUGUUCUGAAGGCGCUGAAGCGACUGGAAGACGUCCAGGAGAUGUUUGAGAAGCGACACGUGAGUCUGAAGAGGCUAUCAGCUAAACAGACGAGGCCCAUCCAGCCUGUUGCCCCCCGGCCGGAGUCCUCCCCCAAGCGGCCCUCACUGAAAAACCCCCCCAGGACCACAGCAGGCCAGCAGCCUCUUGCUCGCAGAGCUUCUGAUAACUCCAACAGUGGAAAGCAGCCGGCUGAAGCUGAUCUCAACAAGAGGAAGAACAUACGCAAAACCAAGGGAGGCAUCAAGAUUGAGGUGAUGCAUGAGGAAAGCCAAGGAGGCUCCACACAUGUUGUUGUGACAAAUGAGACGGAGGAGAGUCUAUCCAACAGGCGCAGACACAUCAUGACCGAGCUCAUUGAAACGGAGCGGCUGUAUGUGGAGGAACUGCAGAGCAUCAUGGAGGGUUAUUUUGCUGAGAUGAACAACGCUGAGCUCAGCCACCUCAUCCCUCCGUUGCUGGAGAACAAAAGGGACGUGUUGUUUGGCAACCUGCCGGAGAUUUAUGAGUUUCACAACAGGACGUUCCUCAUGGAGCUGGAGAACUGUGCAGAGAAACCAGAGCUGGUGGGAACCUGUUUUCUGAAAAGAAAAGAAGAGCUUCAGGUGUAUGAGAAGUACUGUCAGAACAAACCUCGCUCUGAAGUGCUCUGGAGGCAGUGUGGAGACAGCCUCUUCUUCCAGGAGUGCCAGAAGAAGCUGGACCACAAACUGUCUCUGGAUGCCUACCUGCUGAAGCCCGUCCAGAGGAUCACCAAAUACCAGCUCAUGCUAAAGGAGAUGUUAAAGUGCAGUAAGGGUCAGGGGAUGGCGGAGCUGGAGGAGGCCUUGGCCACCAUGCUGGACAUCAUCAAGUCUGUCAACGACUCCAUGCACCAGAUCGCCAUCACUGGCUUUGAGGGAAACCUGAGCGAGUUGGGGAAGCUGCUGAUGCAAGGAUCCUUUAAUGUGUGGACCGAUCACAAGAAAGGCCACAGCAAGGUGAAGGACCUGGCCAGGUUUAAGCCCAUGCAGAGGCACCUGUUUCUCUAUGACAAGAUGCUGCUGUUCUGUAAGAAGCGAGAAGAGACCUCAGAUGGACACGAGAAGACUCCGUCCUACAGCUUCAAACACUCACUCAAGAUGAGCGCCGUGGGGAUCACAGAGAACGUCAAAGGCGACAGCAAGAAGUUUGAGGUGUGGUACAACGGCAGAGAGGAAGUUUACAUCAUCCAGGCUCCCUCCAUGGAUGUGAAGAAUAUGUGGGUGUCAGAGAUACGUAAAGUUCUUACAGGCCAGCUGGAAGCAUGCAGAGAAGCCAGCCAGCUCAACAUCUACGGGGCCCCCAUGAGGAAUGUUCGUAAGAUGGCGCUGAAGCAGUCGGAUUCCUCGAGUCCGGAGUCGGGCUUCAGGAGGUCCAACCCCAGUCCCAACAUGAGGCAGAAGAGAGAACCUGCUACUAAGGAGGCAGAGGUUCCCCGCCGCUUCUCCCUCACCUCCUCUCUCGCCUCCUCUUCCUCCUCCUCCUCCUUCGCCACGCGACGCACAAAAGGUCCACUCUCUGCCAGCAUAAAGAGCAAACGGCAUGAGAUUAAGAGCGAUCCCACUCCGUUCGGUUACGAAGAUACUUUGCGUGGCGCUAUGGCUACAGCGGGGAAACGUCAGAGCAUGACUAGCAGCACUACCCCCGCUGCUGGUGGCACCAUCGCCGUCCCUAGAUCCACCUCCCAACCAGGAUGGACCCAGCGGCGGCUCCUCUCCAUGGACACGGAGGACUUUGAGACGAUUCCCUCCAGUGGUGAGGAAUCCUCCAACUCUUCAGAAGACGAAGGCAACAACAAAAACGGUGACAACAGCCGAUUCCGGGUGCAGCUGACCUACGAGUCCCGUGAAGCGAAGGACCUCUCUCUGGAGACGGGCGACCUGGUCCAGUUCCUGGAGGAGGCAGAGAAUGGAAACUGGCUAGUCAAGAAGCUUUUAACAGAGGAGACAGGGCUGGUCCCGUCCAGUAUACUGCACACAGCAUCUGAAGGAGAUAUCUUCAGUGACCUGUGUACAGCGGCGCUCUCGGACUCUGAUGAAAAUGAAGCCAGUACGUGGGGAGACGUGUCUCAGGACAGCUAAUGAACAUGGCUGACUAUCAGAGCUCAUCACAUCAGACUGCAGACCUUUUCUUUUUGUCGGAUCUCAAACAUGGCUGUUAGCCGUCGCUGUAGUUUUUCAACUGUAAUUUCUAAGCUGGACGACUACAAGUUUUCUACUCGUAGUUCUUCUUGAUGGACUGCAAAUAUGACCUGCAAUUGUUUAAUCGACUGUAGUUUUUCAUGUUCGGCUCACUGAGGUUUGUCAGUGAAGCGUCCGGACGAAGCUGGAACAUCCACACGUCUGAGCGCCAUCGUGGGGAAGCCAUAGCAGGAGGCACCAGCUGUUGUCUGUGGGGAACUGAAGACUGCACAGAUGUGAAAACUGAACUUUACAUCCAAAACUACGCCUACGUACUGUAGAAAAUGCUGGAUACCUAAAAAUUCAAAUCCCUGUUCUGAUCUGGACGACCUGGGGAGUACUGGGUGAUAAAUUCCAUGUGCUGGUUGCAAACAGGCCUUUGGCAAUGUGCCAUGUUUUGCUGCUAACCUGCACGAAAGCAGAACUUCUUCAGACCAGAUUCUGGUCCUCUGUCGCCCCGUUUUAGCUGCUUCAGCUUUUCAGGUUCAAACUACAGACACCUCACAGUAGCUGCUAGAGGUCGUCCUGUUUGCUUUUCUUCGUGCGGGUAGAGCAUAAAUUCAUUACAUCAGAUACAAUAACUUCAGGAAGUUUUCAGACUCCUUCUGUUUUUGCACACUGUCCUGCUGAUAGAUGAACAGCCAGCCUCAGGUUUCUUUCUCUCUGCAUUUGACUGCAUUCUGUCUCCAUUCAGUUCUGUGAUUCCCUGUGUCCCUGUAGCAUGAUGCUGCCACCACCGUGUUCACUCCAGGGAUGGUGUUCGCCACACGAUGAGUGCCUGCUGUUCACCAGAUGCAGUGCUCGGACUUCUGCCCAGAGAGUUUAGUUUUUGCCUCAUCAGAGAAUUUAUUUUCCUUUUGCUCUGUGAGUCAUUUAAAUGCAGUUUAGUGAAGUCCAGACAGGCUGUCGUGUGCACCACCAGGCACUCCACCACAAAGGCCUGAAGUGCUGCUGAGCCGCUUGUCCUUCCAGCAGGUUCUCUCAUCUCUGGAGAGGACUUCUGAAGUUCUUUCAGAGUGACUGCUGGGUCCCUCGUCACCUCCCACAUCAAGGACCUUCUCACUUGGUUGCUCAGCCAACUGUGUGAAGUGUUCUGGGGGUUCUGCACUUCUUCCAUUUCAUUGUUAUUGAGGCCACUUUGCUUCUUAUUAUCAUCACAGCAAAGCGUGUGACUGCUUUCUGCCUGUAUAUAUUUUUUACCCAUUUAGAAUGAAAUGUUGAACACAGAGAAGUGUGCACAAAGCAAACGGAUCUGAAUACUUUCUGAAGCGACUAUUUUCCUCACAGAUUAUCCUAAAUGUCUGAACCUGAGUGGUCAGACAGACAGCUUGUGGAUGGCUCAGAAAGCUGAAUAUGUAUUAUAUUUUCUACAUGCAUAUGACUAUAUAAAAUGCAUAACAACACACAUAUUGGUGAUAUGCCUGCUGUAGGUCUUUAUGUUACCACAAGGCAGAAACUGCCUCAUAAAGUUGAUAUAACUAACAUUUGAGCAAAGACUUGCCUCUUCUGACAUUAAGCAGACAUGAAGUUAGAUUGGGAUUCUGUUGGAGACAUGUUUAUGCCAACCUGACUAACGUAAGUCCAACGUUCUAGCAGUGUUUCCAUGAUGUGCAGCUUUCUGCUUCAUCCAGAAACAAGGCUGAUGAGUGGUGAGAGCCAGGAGGGAGGGAAGGCCUCAGUACCAACACAACGAGCUAAAAGAUGCCUGGACUGGAGCAGAGCUGCAGGUUGGGUGACAGAUCUGACUGGUUGUACAUAAAAAACAUGUUGAUUGGUUCAACUUGAAGUAUCAGAGUUUUCUAUAUCAGGGCUGCAACAUUUGAGAAAAUCUAAUUCUUACAGAAUUUCCUUCAUCAGCUAAUGAUAGCUUAACUACUCUCCAGCAGAAAAUAUGAGGAAGAAACAAAUCAAUUCCAGUGUGUUUUCCAUUUGACUCUUUGUGAAACGCACACAGAAGAACGCCAGACGUCUUUUGAUGGAAAUGCAGAACAUCUCUGCUUCAGAUGAAUGUGCUGCUGGCGUAGAACAUGCUUUAGAUUCAUCUCAGUGUUCACACAUACAUUCACACAGACUCAUUUCUGCAUAAUGGGAUUUCCACUCCCGAGCUUGUUGGACUUUCUGCAUGCCAACCACGAUCUAUAGACGGGACAUAUUCAAACAUUGUGUUUCUGAUUUGUGCGGUUGUUGUGCACAAUAACUGCAGAAGAUGCUGUCCAAGCAGUCAGAUCCCAGAGUUUGUGCAGGGAGGCUGAUUUAAUACAGAGAAAGCUCAUUUUGAAUGGAUAAUAUUCAGGAUAUUGUAUUAAUUCACGCUCACACGUCUCUUCUUGUCUUGUUGAUUUAUCUCCAAAUCCAUACAGCAGCGGCUAAUUGCUGGCAGUGUACUCGAUCAGUAGCUACAUCGAUUCUAUUCCAACCUUGAAUUUCAUUGAAGGAUUUGAGCGUCUGUUUAUUCUGCUGAAUCUAAGCAAUAGUUCAGCUUUGCUGCACGUUAUCGGAUUCAUGGGAGUCUUUUGAAGUCCUUGCUGAAAGAGCUUACACCGGUGUUUUUGUUGCUGAGAAAUUAGCAUUUGUUUGCAAUGUGCGAGCAUUGACACUUUAAGUCAGGCAGGCUGAAAGGCAUUUCUCUGACAGACGGCGCUUAUGUCCUUUUUUUCUGAAGUAAACUACAGCAUGUUGUGGGAAAAGUCAGGGAGCUGUUUUUUCAGGGAAAUAUUUUUUAGUAAGCAGCACCUGUCUCCUCCCAUCAGCUGUAGGUUCUUCUAUGAGGAAAACAGUUGUGUACACUGAACGUGGAACACGGUGAGCGCCAGGAGGACGUUCUGCUCCAUGUAAAUAAACAUCAGUGUUAGUCCAAUGUUGCAGCUGUUGGGGAUUUUCUGUAUGACUGCUGUAUUGCAUUUCUACUGACAGACUGAACUCUGUAGACGAGUCACUGGGACGGCAGCAUGAUGCAUCGCAGGAAGGAGAGUUGCUCAUCUGGUUUACUUUUAUUUUAUGACAAAGGAGAAACGGAAAAAGGAAACCAAAUCGUAGGAAACCAAGUCAUUCACCUGACCAGUGAAUGCAUGUCAGAACACUUCAUGUAGUGACUGGGAUCAGUGUUUAGGAACGCUAGCCUUGAUCAGCGACUAGAACAUGAAUAGCUGGCGGAUGGAUCGAUGCGUGAAUGGAUGGAUAAGUCGAUGAGUGGGUUGAUGGAUGGAUGACUGGUGGGUGUUGGACAGAUGGGGGAAGACGGUCGGUUGGCCAAGUGAGUGGACAGAUAGACGUUUAAAUGGAUUACCAUUUGUAAGAUAGGGAGGAACUGAAUUAAAGGUCAUAUGCAUUGAAAUUCUGAUUGUAAAGAAACACACUCCUCUUGAACAUGCUGUAUAUUUGAUUUGUCCGACGGUAAAUGACAAAUGCUGUAUCUGUUAAUGAAAAUAUUUCUGUUCCACUGCAUCAUGCUGCAGCUGAACUGCCCCAAUAGCCCUAUUAUAGAAUGUACCCAGUAUGUAUAUUGUACCUGUCAUUGUAAUGUAAAUAUUGCUUUAUUGUGAUAAUAUGCAUUUACAAUAUGAAUUUUGUCACCUUUUUUUGUAUUUUUAACUUAUUCCAUUAUUCCAAACUCACCACGUGUUACUUCCUACUGAAAACGGAAAGUUUCUACCAGCGCAAGACGACCACACACGAUCAGAUAUCAGCCGCUAUGCAUAAAGGACACGAGCUCACCACAUUUAAAGGUGCAAUUAUUGUAUAUAAAAGUGAAGGAACGGAGCAGAAAAAACCUGUUUUGGAAACAGAUGUUUGGUGGCUGUGUGAUCAUUUUCCUUCUCAGUAUCUCUCAACGUUUCUUGCUCUGUUUGCACUGGAGGAAUGGUUUUGUGCCAGUAAAUUAAAGUAAUCCAACAAGUUACCUUCCA